AUGUACGGUGCACCUGAUAAAGAUAUUAAACACUUAGUUUCCGGUAAACUUCGUAUAAUCCUUUCAAGACCUUUAAAAAUAAAAUUUAUAUCCAUUAAAUUAAAAGGAAGAUCUGAAUAUUCAGAUUGGGAAGAACAAUAUUCUUGUUUAGAAGUAAUUAAACUUGAAAAAAUUCUUUAUGAAAAAAAUACUUUACCUAUAGGUGUUACCGAUAUUGAAUAUGAACUUGUGGUUCCCGGUAAUUUACCACAAACUUUUAGAACAAAUUUUGGUUUCAUUUUUUAUAAAUUGGUUGCCGUGGUUCAACCUGCUUCAUUAAUGUCAAAAUACGCUAGAGUUGAGAAAGGAAUUAGUUUUUUAAGGCAUUAUUUACCUUGUAGGAGAGAACUUUUACCUGCUCCACCUACUAAAAUUUAUAAAGGACAAAGAAAAGAUAAUUUGGAUUUUGAGUUGGAACUUCCUACAGUCAUUUGCGUUAAUGAAAGAAGUUUAUUAAUCAGAUUAAGAUUAUUACCACAUAACGAUAAAGGCC
Messenger RNA from Dentiscutata erythropus, 532 nucleotides. NCBI's taxonomy places the organism in Eukaryota, Fungi, Glomeromycota, Glomeromycetes, Diversisporales, Gigasporaceae. The record is from the annotation of a GenBank genome assembly.